UUCCCCUCGUCCCCCUCGUCUUCCUCGACGCCGUCGAGCUCAUCGUCGCCCGUCACCCCCCUUGUCGCCCACCACGUCGGCCACAACCUCGUUUGUCACAUACGAUCGUCCAUCUCGCUCAGUUCCCGCAGCGACUUCAAUCUCCCCCUCCGCAUCUGUUAGUGUAAGGAACAUGGCAAACCCUUCGUCCUCCCACCACGACCGUGACCGCGAGCGUGAACGCGUGAUUCGAGAGCGCUCGCACCACCAUCACCGAACAAUCUCAUCGACAACACUUCUGCUCAUCCUUUCGCUCGUCCUUGCGGUUCUCGCAGUCAUGCUCUCUCUGCCCUCAACCCGAGGAGCAGGCUCUGCCGCCUCUAAUGCCAUGGAUGCUCUCCGUGGUGGUGGUGGUGAUUCGACGACUAACGGUGCUGGUCUUUGGGGCUCUUUCUUCAACCCGCGUCGCUCUGAGGCUCUCGUUGCUCGUGAACACACAGUCGCCAAGCGAGAAAGUGAAGUCGCUCAACGUGAAGCUGAGAUUCUUGCUGGGGCACUCGCUACCUGCCAGCCUUAUGCAACCGUAACUGAGUACAUCGAGAAUGCCCUUCCUGUACAAACCAUCUACAAGGAAGUUAUCCAUCACACCGAAAAUGGUGUUGUUCCUGUACCCCUGCCGACUCACGACACGAAUACGAGCGAACUGACGAAGCGUAUCGAGGAUCUCAUUCAGCGCGAAACUAAGGUCGCUGAUCGUGAAAAGGACAUGGGCCGUCGCGAAGAGAUUUUGAACCGCCGCGAGCACGACGCGCAGCGUCGCGAGGCGUGGAUCAUUGAACAGCUCAUUGCACUCGGCGGUGAUCCACAGGUGAUUGAGGAGGAGUAUGUGAUCGACACGCCAGCGGGUGGAAAGCGCAAAAUCAAGGUACCUCCUACCAAUCCCCGCCGCUCCGAGCUCUGAGACGAAGGAGGGCUUAAGUCUCCCGUAUAUUCCUGCCUUCUUCAACUUGUACGGAUCGUUCCCUCUCCUUCGUCUGGGGUUCGGGACGGUCCCUCCUCCCUACCCCCACCAGUAUCAGGACUUACUGACCUCUGUGUUGUCUUUCGGUUUAGGCGUUUCCCCCUCCCCCUUCUGACAAGCCAGUGACAUACACCGAUAAACGUUCCGUACCCCUGCCGCCGCCUGCUGCGAGUUCUAGUGCUGCUCCGGCCCCUGCUAGCACUCGUCCUGCCGAGUUCCCUCGUCCGGUCUCUUUCAGUGCACCAUCCGAGCCACCAAGCAUUCCUACGACCAUAUCCGAGAUCAUCUAUGAGAAUGUACCGCUUUCUGCUGAACCAGAGUACGAAGAGGAGGAAGAGGAGACAAUCACCCUUCGUCGUGCACGCAAUCCCUUGCGUCGACGGCUUUGGUAAACGGCUCGCAUGCAUUUUACAUACUUAGUUGGAUGGAUAUUUUUAAUGAAAUGAACUCAUGACUCCCCCACUCCCCUACCCCUCCCACUCUGGCGGCGUGGUCCGCGACGCACAUCGAUGUAUUGUUGCUGUCUUGUUGGCUUUCCUUUUCCUUGCUCGUCUUGGAUUCCUUAGACUUGUUUCGCCUCUGCGAGAUGGGUUUUCUGUCUUGUCUUACACAACUGUACUGCCUUUUCCUAUUACUACUACCACUACUUACAGCGAUACCUAUCCUCAUCAAUUAUAUCAUUUUACUUACACUAUCAGUCCUCACGAACAAUUGGAAUUGACUUGCAUGAGCUCAAUGCCUGAUGUCUUUUAUC
This is a messenger RNA of Fomitiporia mediterranea MF3/22, 1754 nucleotides long. RefSeq lists its product as uncharacterized. NCBI's taxonomy places the organism in Eukaryota, Fungi, Basidiomycota, Agaricomycetes, Hymenochaetales, Hymenochaetaceae. Bases 173 to 940 code for a protein of 255 amino acids. The record is from RefSeq and is a predicted model, not a curated record. The transcript has 2 exons.